Messenger RNA from Mucor velutinosus, 636 nucleotides. RefSeq lists its product as uncharacterized. The record is from RefSeq and is a predicted model, not a curated record. The transcript has 2 exons. Gene Ontology annotation, molecular function: nucleic acid binding. Bases 1 to 636 code for a protein of 211 amino acids. NCBI's taxonomy places the organism in Eukaryota, Fungi, Mucoromycota, Mucoromycetes, Mucorales, Mucoraceae.
AUGUCCGUAGUGUCAAGAGGACUUCGAUCAGGUGCUUUAGAUAAUCCCGGAGCAGCGCAAGAAAGUUUAAGAUUGAUGGGGCAUGAUAUGUCAAUUAAUGGCAUCCGCAAGUCAUUGAGACGAAAUGGACUUAAAUUUCGUAGAAAAGUAAAGACCAAUUUUGUUAGCAAGACAAACAAGCGGCUUCGAUUGGCGUGGGCUAAAAAGCAUAAGCAUCUUACUAUUGCUGAUUGGAGUCGUUGGGUGUUUUCGGAUGAAACAAGAAUAAACCUUUGGGGCUCAGAUGCGGAGAGUCCUGGUUAUGGUACUACCAUUAUUGAAGGCUCAAUAAACUCGGGCUUGUAUGUCGAUAUUUCGAAGACAUCAUUGAACGAUACUCUUGAGCACUUUGGGAAGACACCAUCUGAUGUGCGAUUUCAACAAGACAGAGCAACACCGCAUACCUCAGGCACUACUAAGCAAUGGUUUACCGACAAUGGGUUUAACCUAGACGAAAUUAUGGAUUGGCCACCCCAAAGUCCCGAUCUUAAUCCCAUUGAACAUGUCUGGCAUCUCCUAAAGCUUCGUCUUAAUAAGUAUCCUACUAGGCCCUCUACAAAAGAAGAAUUAGAGCGGCGUAUUAACAUUCAGUGGUAA